AUGUCUCUCGAUACUGGACAACACGGCUUGUUCAAUUUUGACCAAGCUGGUUUCGACUUCAACAUCCCAUUCGAGCAGAUCUUCUUCUCCAUCGUGCCAUCUGUGCUCUUCAUUGUCGCAUCAUCAUGGCGAGCUGUCUCUCAACUUCGCAAGCCUACAUUGGUAAAGGCACCAAUGUUCCAGUCCAUCAAACUCGUACUACAUAUUACCAUCAUCGCAACUCAGUCAUACAUCACUAACAACUAUAUGCCAGGCCGCUAUUCUGAUCUAUCUGGGUCUGGAGCUAGCACUUCUAAUCCUGGCGUCAUUGUCCAAAUUCCAAGCCUCGAGCAUUUUCUGGCGGCGUCGGUUCUGAAACUCCUAUCCGCAUUGACUAUGAUCACUCUUAGUCUUGCUGAUCACAACAAAAGCCCGCGACCUUCUGUUCUGCUCGGGAUUUAUCUCUCCUUGACGCUUCUGCCGGACGCAGCGCAAGCAAGGACUUUCUUCCUAUCAUCGGAUGUUGCUCCUCAAGUCAUAUACAGCAGUGUCUUCUGCGCCGCAAUUGCUCUCAAAUUACUUAUUCUUUUUCUCGAGGCCAAGAAAAAGUCUCAAUGGCUGGCGUGGGAUAAGAGAGCUCACAGUCCCGAAGAGACCAGCGGCAUUUUCUCUCUCGGGGUUUACGCCUGGCUCAACAAGAUGUUCAUGGACGGCUACAAGGGCGUUCUGACCUUGAAUGACCUCUACCCUCUUGACAGUGCCUUGAAUGGAAAGACACUACACGCCAAGUUUUCCACGCGCAUUGAUUAUGCCAAGAUGAAGGGCGAUAAGUAUGGUCUUCUGAAGGUACUGAUACGUACUCUCAAGGGCCCACUACUGAUCCCCAUCAUCCCACGUUUGGCUCUUCUCGCAUUCACGUUCUGUCAGCCUCUGUUUAUCAAGAGGAUGCUGGAUUAUCUCUCAAGCUCCGAACUCGACGCAGAUAUUGGCUACGGUCUUAUCGGAGCCAGCGUAUUGAUAUAUACUGGCAUCGCUAUCUCCUCGGCUCUAUACUGGUAUCACAUCCAGUUUAUAUGGCUAGAUUUUAACUGA
Molecule: messenger RNA, 1071 nt
Organism: Aureobasidium vineae
Lineage: Eukaryota; Fungi; Ascomycota; Dothideomycetes; Dothideales; Saccotheciaceae
Source: the annotation of a GenBank genome assembly